Arabidopsis arenosa is the source of this 2007-nucleotide messenger RNA. The record is from the annotation of a GenBank genome assembly. Lineage: Eukaryota; Viridiplantae; Streptophyta; Magnoliopsida; Brassicales; Brassicaceae.
UAGAAGCGGCACUAGUUCGUUUGGUGGAUCCCUUAACGCGCUUCUUCUUCUUCUUCUUCUUUCGCGAGAAAACCUAGAAACCCUUUUCAUUUCGUUCUCUUCUACAAUCCGACAUGGAUCUUGAGGCUGAGAUCCGCGCAUUACAGCUUGAUUCGGCAGAUGAAAACAAUGGUGUUGUCAUUCCAGAAGAUCAUAACUCAGAUGAAGUUGAGAAUUUGGAUAAAGCACCAGAAGAAGACUUGAAAGAUGAUGUGCAAGAAUCUGUCCCAGUUCCUGAUGAGCAACAAGCUUCUGAGGAUCAUGAUGAAGUAAUGCUUCAUCCAGUCCAUAACCCAGCGAAAGCUAAAGAGAAAGCUGCUCAAGACAAGGCUGCCAAAGAGGAAGCUGAAGAUGAAGCAGAAGCAAAUAAAAAGAGACACUUGAAUGUGGUGUUCAUUGGGCAUGUUGAUGCUGGUAAAUCCACAAUUGGAGGACAGAUUCUUUAUCUUAGCGGUCAGGUGGAUGAACGACAAAUCCAAAAGUAUGAGAAAGAAGCAAAAGAUAAAAGUAGAGAAAGCUGGUAUAUGGCAUAUAUAAUGGAUACAAAUGAAGAAGAGAGGCUCAAGGGUAAAACAGUUGAAGUUGGAAGGGCACACUUUGAAACUCAGAGCACUAGAUUCACCAUUUUGGAUGCUCCGGGGCACAAGAGUUACGUACCCAAUAUGAUUAGUGGAGCAUCUCAAGCUGACAUCGGUGUGCUGGUGAUUUCAGCUCGAAAAGGUGAAUUUGAAACGGGAUAUGAGAGGGGUGGGCAGACACGUGAACAUGUUCAACUUGCCAAAACAUUGGGUGUUUCAAAGCUGAUUGUUGUUGUGAACAAGAUGGAUGACCCAACUGUGAACUGGUCGAAAGAAAGGUACGAUGAAAUAGAACAAAAAAUGGUACCGUUUUUGAAGGCCUCUGGCUACAACACAAAGAAAGAUGUUGUCUUCUUGCCUAUAUCUGGUCUAAUGGGCAAAAAUAUGGACCAGAGGAUGGGUCAAAAUGUUUGUCCUUGGUGGAGUGGCCCUAGCUUUUUUGAAGUCCUUGACUCUAUUGAAAUUCCUCCACGGGAUCCUAAUGGUCCAUUCAGGAUGCCUAUUAUCGAUAAGUUCAAGGACAUGGGAACUGUUGUUAUGGGAAAAGUAGAAUCUGGCAGCAUUAGGGAGGGUGAUUCCUUGGUUGUUAUGCCGAACAAGGAACAUGUGAAAGUUGUUGCUAUAUAUUGCGAUGAGGAUAAAGUUAAGCGUGCAGGACCGGGUGAGAAUUUGAGAGUUCGUAUUACUGGCAUUGAAGAUGAGGACAUCCUUGCUGGUUUUGUUUUAUCCAGCAUUGUUAACCCUGUCCCUGUUGUUACUGAGUUUGUUGCCCAACUACAAAUCCUUGAGCUUCUUGACAACGCUAUUUUUACAGCUGGUUACAAGGCAAUUCUCCACAUCCAUGCGGUUGUCGAGGAGUGUGAGAUUAUUGAAUUGAAAAGCCAAAUUGAUCUCAAGACAAGGAAACCAAUGAAAAAGAAAGUUUUGUUUGUGAAGAAUGGUGCUGCUGUUGUGUGCCGCAUCCAGGUUACGAAUUCAAUUUGUAUUGAAAAAUUCUCGGAUUUCCCUCAACUUGGAAGAUUCACUCUACGAACCGAAGGAAAAACAAUUGCGGUUGGAAAGGUUACUGAGCUCUUAAGUGCUGCCUCAAGCGCUUGAUCCAAAUUUUGCGAGAGAAAAGGAGACGGCUUUCGGGUUGCACCAAGAGGGAGAUUAGGAAAACGCUUCAUGAAUGAUGAUUCGGACUAAGAAAUCUGAGUUCCCUAAAACCCAAGUUCUAAUACCCUUUUUUUCAGUGCACAGUUGAGGUUUGAGAUUUACAAGCUGCGGAGAGGUGUAACCUGAGACCGGUUUUCUUUAUAUUUUAAUUCUAGAGAGAGAAUUAUGAUGAACUUGAGUGAGAGUUUUCUUUUCUUUCAAGUUAAAUUUACAAUUAAUACGACUACCUCCC